Penicillium riverlandense is the source of this 1479-nucleotide messenger RNA. Its product is annotated as ribosome biosynthesis protein RRB1. Gene Ontology annotation, molecular function: protein binding. The record is from RefSeq and is a predicted model, not a curated record. The coding region runs from base 1 to 1479 and encodes 492 amino acids. The transcript is spliced from 3 exons. Lineage: Eukaryota; Fungi; Ascomycota; Eurotiomycetes; Eurotiales; Aspergillaceae.
AUGUCUAAGAGAGCGGCGGAUGCUGCCGACGAGCACUCCUCGGCCCUCAAGGCGGGCGGGCGCCCAAUUGCAGACGCUCCCCCCGAUGAGGUGGGGGAGUUCGAGGACGAGUUCGAGGAUGAAUUCGAGAGUGAGGACGAGAUCUUGGAGGCCGGUGUCGACGGUCGGCCAGAUGCCGAGCGCGAGGAGGAAGAGAAGGAGGCCAUGGACGUCGAUAAGCAGACCUUUAUUCCCGGCCGGACAAAACUGGGCCCUGGCGAGACACUCUCCCCCGAUCCCUCGACCUACGAUAUGCUACACACUCUGAGCACGCCCUGGCCAUGUCUGUCCUUCGACAUUGUCCGCGAUAGCCUCGGCGAUAACCGCAAGACAUACCCCGCGACGGUGUACGCGGUCACCGGCACACAAGCAGAGGGCGGCCGGGCAAAGGACAACGAGCUGAUGGUGCUGAAGAUGAGCGGGCUGAGCAGGAUGGAGAAGGAGGGCGAAGACUCCGACAGCGAGUCGGACUCGGACGACGACAUGGGCGAGCCGAUUCUCGAGCACAAGUCCAUCCCGCUGGGGUCGACGACCAAUCGCAUUCGCUCGCACCAGACACCCUCGCAGUCCGGAGACUACUCCAAACCGCCCCAGACCCUGACCGCUACCAUGCUCGAGAACUCGCAGGUCUUGAUCCACGAUGUUACUUCUCACCUCGCCAGCUUUGAUGUCCCCGGUACCGUCCUCCCUCCGUCCGCCUCGAAACCUCUUUCUACGCUCCGGAUGCACAAAUCCGAAGGAUACGCCCUGGACUGGUCUCCGCUGCAGCCCCUGGGCAAGCUAUUGACCGGCGACAAUGACGGAUUGAUCUAUGUCACCACUCGCACCGAGGGCGGCGGCUGGGUGACCGACACCCGGCCAUUCACGGCCCACACCUCCUCCGUCGAGGAACUGCAGUGGUCUCCGAACGAGCGGAACGUUUUUGCAUCUGCAAGCAGCGACGGCAGCGUGAAGGUGUGGGAUGUGCGGUCCAAGUCGCGCAAACCUGCCGUCGACGUGCAGGUAUCCAAGACGGAUGUCAACGUGAUGAGCUGGUCCAACCAGACCUUCCACCUACUGGCGACGGGCGCGGAUGACGGUCAAUGGGCCGUCUGGGAUUUGAGACACUGGAAGCCCAACUCCGCGGGCCAGAUUACCUCGCAGGCGGUUGCCUCGUUUGACUUCCACAAGGAGCCCGUCACCAGCAUUGAAUGGCACCCGUCGGACGACAGUGUCGUCGCCGUGGGCUCUGCGGAUAACACGGUCACGCUGUGGGAUUUGGCCGUGGAGCUGGAUGAUGAGGAGAGCCGACAAGUGGCCAUGGCCGAUAUUCCGUCACAGCUGCUGUUCGUGCAUUAUAUGGAGUCCGUCAAGGAGGUGCACUGGCAGGCCCAGAUGCCGGGUACGCUGAUGGCGACCGGCGGCAAUGGAUUCAGUGUCUUCAAGACAAUCAGUGUUUAA